This is a messenger RNA of Lutzomyia longipalpis, 1015 nucleotides long. RefSeq names its product histone H3.3A. The record is from RefSeq and is a predicted model, not a curated record. Gene Ontology annotation, cellular component: nucleosome. Gene Ontology annotation, molecular function: DNA binding; structural constituent of chromatin; protein heterodimerization activity. Bases 139 to 549 code for a protein of 136 amino acids. NCBI's taxonomy places the organism in Eukaryota, Metazoa, Arthropoda, Insecta, Diptera, Psychodidae. The transcript is spliced from 2 exons.
AAUUGCCUCCAAUUUGACGCAUCUAGUCAUUUUAGAAUUUGUUUGCUCCAGGAAGAACUUGUGAAUCAGGCGCUCCCGAGUUUUUUGUGAAAAACCGCAGGAAAUAUCGCACACCGACAGUGAGAAGAAUACUUAACGAUGGCUCGUACUAAGCAGACAGCUCGUAAGUCAACAGGAGGAAAAGCUCCGAGGAAGCAGUUGGCGACAAAAGCCGCACGUAAAAGUGCCCCAUCAACUGGUGGCGUAAAGAAACCCCAUCGCUACCGCCCGGGUACUGUGGCCCUUCGUGAAAUUCGUCGCUACCAGAAAUCCACGGAAUUGCUGAUCCGCAAGCUGCCGUUCCAGCGUUUGGUGCGUGAAAUUGCCCAGGAUUUCAAAACUGAUUUGCGUUUCCAGUCCGCCGCCAUUGGAGCCCUCCAGGAAGCCAGCGAGGCCUACCUUGUCGGUCUCUUUGAGGACACCAACUUGUGCGCCAUCCACGCCAAGCGGGUGACCAUCAUGCCAAAGGACAUCCAAUUGGCCCGACGUAUCCGUGGCGAGCGCGCCUAAGCACACCCCAUCAUCAGCACCUUUAAUCAAUGUCCACGCGAAAUUUCUUACCCAAACAUUAUUAGUAUACUACAUCAUAAUAGCCAACAUACCGAACAUUUUGAUACUUUUUCCAUUAAUUAUUUCUCUGAAAAAUCAAGAAUUUCUUUCUCAAGAAUCGCGUUUAUUGCAAUCAUUUCAAGUAGAUUUAGUGGCGUUUUUAAAUUACAUUUUUUCUCUUUAUUUUUUCAAUAUCGUAGAAAUAAGAUGGAUUUCAUUAUAAAUAUCUUUUUUUUUAACUGGAUAACAAUUAACCAUUUUACUUUUGGAAUUUCGAUUAAGACAAAUUUAUUUAAAUAAUCUUAUCUUUAUUUUCAUCUUAGAUGUAAGUGUGGUACAAUAUUUAGUGUAUUUCGUAGGCAUUUAAUGUAAAAAAAAAAACUGUAAAAAACGGACUUUGGACAAUAAAUUAUUGUUCGGGUCCAAA